Messenger RNA from Condylura cristata (star-nosed mole), 3517 nucleotides. RefSeq names its product SH3 and PX domains 2A (gene SH3PXD2A). The record is from RefSeq and is a predicted model, not a curated record. NCBI's taxonomy places the organism in Eukaryota, Metazoa, Chordata, Mammalia, Eulipotyphla, Talpidae. Gene Ontology annotation, biological process: superoxide anion generation. Gene Ontology annotation, molecular function: protein binding; superoxide-generating NADPH oxidase activator activity; phosphatidylinositol binding. The transcript is spliced from 15 exons. The coding region runs from base 53 to 3439 and encodes 1128 amino acids.
CGGGAUGAGAAGGUGACGCCGCCGGGGGGCGCCACUCGCUUUGUGGGGGAAGAUGCUCGCCUACUGCGUGCAAGAUGCCACCGUGGUGGACGUGGAGAAACGGAGGAACCCCUCCAAGCACUACGUAUAUAUCAUCAACGUGACCUGGUCAGACUCCACGUCCCAAACCAUCUACAGGAGGUACAGCAAGUUCUUUGACCUGCAGAUGCAGCUUUUGGAUAAGUUUCCCAUCGAGGGUGGCCAAAAGGACCCCAAGCAGAGAAUCAUCCCCUUCCUCCCAGGCAAGAUCCUCUUCCGGAGAAGCCACAUCCGGGACGUAGCUGUGAAGAGGCUGAAGCCCAUCGAUGAGUACUGUCGGGCUCUAGUCCGACUGCCUCCCCAUAUUUCACAGUGUGAUGAAGUCUUUCAGUUCUUUGAGGCCCGACCGGAGGAUGUCAACCCCCCAAAAGAAGACUAUGGCAGUUCCAAGAGGAAAUCAGUGUGGCUGUCCAGCUGGGCUGAGUCUCCCAAGAAGGACGUAACAGGUGCCGACACCAACGCCGAGCCCAUGAUCCUGGAACAGUACGUGGUGGUGUCCAACUAUAAGAAGCAGGAGAACUCGGAGCUGAGCCUCCAGGCCGGGGAGGUGGUGGAUGUCAUCGAGAAGAACGAAAGCGGCUGGUGGUUCGUGAGCACCGCUGAGGAGCAGGGCUGGGUCCCUGCCACCUACCUGGAGGCCCAGAAUGGUACUCGGGAUGACUCAGAAAUCAACACUUCCAAGACUGGGGAAGUGUCCAAGAGACGCAAGGCCCACCUGCGGCGCCUGGAUCGCCGGUGGACCCUGGGCGGGAUGGUCAACAGGCAGCACAGCCGAGAGGAGAAGUAUGUCACGGUGCAGCCUUAUACCAGCCAAAGCAAGGACGAGAUUGGCUUUGAGAAGGGAGUCACCGUGGAGGUGAUCCGGAAGAAUCUGGAGGGCUGGUGGUACAUCAGAUACCUGGGCAAAGAGGGCUGGGCGCCAGCAUCCUACCUAAAGAAAGCCAAGGAUGAGCUGCCAGCCCGGAAGAAGAACCCGGCAGGCCCAGUGGAGAUCAUCGGGAACAUCAUGGAGAUCAGCAACCUGCUCAACAAGAAGGUGGCGGGGGACAAGGAGACCCCGCCGGCCGAGGGCUCCGAGGCCCCGGUCGCCAAGAGGGAAAUUAGCCUGCCCAUCCUCUGCAACGCCUCCAACGGCAGUGCCCUGGGGGCCCCCGAGAGGACCGGCUCCAAGUUGGCCCAGGGCUCCCCAGCUGUGGCCAGGAUUGCCCCUCAAAGGGCCCAGAUCAGCUCCCCAAACCUAAGGACGAGACCUCCCCCUCGGAGAGAAUCCAGCCUGGGGUUCCAGCUGCCCAAGCCUCCAGAGCCCCCUUCUGUUGAGGUGGAGUACUACACCAUUGCCGAGUUCCAGUCGUGCAUUUCUGAUGGGAUCAGCUUUCGGGGCGGACAGAAAGCAGAGGUUAUCGAUAAGAACUCAGGAGGCUGGUGGUACGUGCAGAUCGGUGAGAAGGAGGGCUGGGCCCCUGCAUCCUACAUCGAUAAGCGCAAGAAGCCCAACCUGAGCCGCCGAACGAGCACACUGACCCGGCCCAAGGUGCCCCCGCCGGCCCCCCCCAGCAAACCCAAGGAAGCUGAGGAGGUGCCGGCGGGUACAAGUGAGAGCCAGGACUCCCCCCUGAAGCUCAAGUAUGAGGAGCCCGAGUAUGACAUCCCGGCCUUUGGCUUCGACUCGGAGCCAGAGCUGAGUGAGGAGCCAACAGAGGACAGCGGCUCUGGGGAGAGGCGGCCCACCCAGCCCCACAGGCCCUCACCUGCCUCUUCGCUGCAGCGGGCCCACUUCAGGGUGGGCGGGUCUUCCGAGGACGUGGCCCUGGAAGAGGAGACCAUCUACGAGAAUGAGGGCUUCCUGCCGUGUGCAGAGGACGCCCUGUCAGCCAGGCGCUCCUCCCGGGACAGUGACUCCCCUGGGGGCUCCCCGCUGUCCCUCGCUAGGAAAAACUCCCCCAAACCAGGCUCCCCCAAAUCUUCCUCCCUUCUAAAGCUCAAGGCGGAGAAGAAUGCCCAGGCAGACCUGGGGAAGAACCACUCCUCGGCGUCCUUCUCCUCGUCCAUCACCAUUAACACCACCUGCUCCUCUUCCUCCUCCUCCUCCUCCUCCCUGUCCAAGAACAGUGGUGACCUGAAACCCCGUUCUGCCUCGGACGCUGGCAUCCGCGGCACUCCCAAGGUUGGGGUGAAAAGGGACGCUGACCUGAAGGCCGGACUGAGCUCCUGCACCCGGGCCAAGCCUUCGGUCCGGCCCAAGCCAUUUCUGAACCGAGCAGAGUCCCAGAGUCAAGACAAGAUGGACAUCAGCACUUUACGGCGCCAGCUGAGACCCACGGGCCAGCUGCGGGGCGGGCUCAAGGGCUCCAAGAGCGAGGACUCCGAGUUGCCCCCCGAGACGGCCUCUGAGGGUCAAAGUGAAGGGUCCAGGAGGGGCUCCGCCGACCUCAUCGCCCUCCCAGCCGCCACACCCCCGUGUCCCACCCAGAAGGGCCGGGAAGGGCAGGCCACCACCUACCUGACGUGCAGCGCCUACCAGAAGGUCCAGGACUCGGAGAUCAGCUUCCCCGAGGGCGUGGAGGUGCAGGUGCUGGAGAAGCUGGAGAGCGGCUGGUGGUACGUGAGAUUCGGGGAACUGGAGGGCUGGGCCCCCUCCCACUACUUGGUGCUGGGUGAGAACGAGCAGCCUGACGCCUCUGGCAAAGAGGCGGUAACCGCCAAGAGCAAGCAAAACGAGGGCAAGUCUGACAGCCUGGAAAAGAUUGAGAAGCGGGUCCAAGCGCUCAACACCGUCAACCAGAGCAAGAGGGCGACGCCGCCCAUCCCCUCCAAGCCCCCCGGGGGCUUCGGCAAGACCUCGGGUGCUGGCGCAGUGAAGAUGAGGAAUGGCGUGCGCCAGGUGGCAGUGAGGCCCCAGUCCGUGUUCGUGUCCACGCCCCCCAAGGACAACAACCUGUCCUGCGCCCUGCGGAGGAACGAGUCUCUCACGGCCACAGACGGGCUCCGAGGCGUCCGCCGGAACUCCUCCUUCAGCACUGCGCGCUCCGCGGCCGCCGAGGCCAAGGGCCGCCUCCCCGAACGGGCCGCCAGUCAGGGCUCCGAAGCCCCCCGGCAGCCCACCCAGCGCAACGGCAUCCCCGUGUCCCCUGUGCGCCCCAAGCCCAUCGAGAAGUCCCAGUUCAUCCACAACAACCUCAAAGACGUGUAUGUCUCGAUCGCAGACUAUGAGGGAGAUGAGGAGACGGCGGGCUUCCAGGAGGGGGUGUCCAUGGAGGUCCUGGAGAAGAACCCCAACGGCUGGUGGUAUUGCCAGAUCCUCGAUGGGGUGAAGCCCUUUAAAGGUUGGGUACCCUCCAACUACCUUGAGAAAAAGAACUAGCAGAGGGCAUGGGUCCUUCUAGCCUCCAUGUGGAUGAGUAGUGAGCUGAAGACAAAAGGGAAAGGGGAGGGGGGAGGG